Hypanus sabinus (Atlantic stingray) is the source of this 1171-nucleotide messenger RNA. RefSeq names its product sperm acrosome membrane-associated protein 4-like. Lineage: Eukaryota; Metazoa; Chordata; Chondrichthyes; Myliobatiformes; Dasyatidae. The coding region runs from base 110 to 460 and encodes 116 amino acids. The record is from RefSeq and is a predicted model, not a curated record. The transcript is spliced from 3 exons.
AAACAUACUGGGUAAACGCCAGCCAGGCACUAUUGAGGAGAGGUUCGAGAAAGACUGUUGCAAGUGAACGUAUAACUGCUCGUCUUUAUUGCCCCUUGAAUAGGAUAAAAUGAAGUUCUUAUUCCUCAUAGUACUUCUUGCCUAUUUUGUUGUCCCAAGUACUGCCUUGGAGUGUUUCCAAUGUGCCAUCAGUCAAUCUCUGUGUUCGAAGGAAACCUGCAAAAGUAAUCAGCUGUGUUACUCUGCAAAUAUUAGUGCAGGUACAGUAACUACCUUCGUCUCUGGAUGCGUAGACAAGGAACUGUGUGGGAAAACAAUCACUAACACAUAUGCUGGUGUAGAGUUAAAAUUACAGCCCAAAUGUUGUGAUUUCAAUAACUGCAACGGUGCCACGGCCGCUCAACUAUCCGUACUGGCUAUCUCCAUCAUGGUUCUUGUCUGGUUUGUGGGAUUCCAAUAGAGCAGUGUAACUCCUUCAAAAGACUCAUAUUCCUUCAUUUUACAUUCAGCUGUCCAUAAUAACAGCAGUAUUUGCAUAAAGUUUAUCUGUUCUUUGUGGUUUUUGUUUGCUGUUUUUAUUUUAAAUGGGGCAGAUUGGUACUUAUUCAAGGGUGCUGGAUUAGGUGUUAAGGGGGUGGCAUUGCCCAUUACUAGUUCCCUUACCUUGAAGUUUUGAAAAAAAAAGAGAGGAGGUUCCUGUUUAUUCCAGUAACAAGUUGCAAUUUACAAUCGUCAGAUCAAAAGAUUAUUGUCUUUACACUGAAGAGAUCUGUGUUCAGAAGCCCUCACUCUGGCUCAGAGUAAAUGAAGCUUUUAACCCUUUGUGAUGAUUAUUCAGUUAAUCCUGGCCUGCUGUGAUGAAUUUUCAUUUGCUUUCAAUCAUUUAUACUUUUUAAUAUUCACUCACUCAAUGUUUACGAUUUUCUCUAAAAUGAGAUUUCUAAUGUGCCUCUGUCAAAUCCAUGGUAUAAUUGUCUACAGUUCUACAUUUCUAUGAUGCUGAAUAACUGAUCUGAAUAUGUAAUAGCCAUGGGUACUUGCAGACUGCUUUAAAAGAAUGUGUCGAUUAUUGGGAAUGAAGUGAACGCUGACUGAGGUUUUCAUGAUAACAGUAUAAAUUGCAAUGAUUUGUGUAAAUUUAUAAAUGAUCAAUAAAACAUUUUCAACCUAA